CACUUUCAGUUUUUAUUUUUUCCAUUUUCAUUUUAUGUCACUUAGGGUGACUACAUCUUUCCCUCUCCUUUCUCAUCGCCUUCAUCUUUGACUCAGUCCCCCGUCAACCUCAUUUUUGUUCUGUUUUUUUCUUAUUCGUUUUUUAGUUUCAGGAAACACAACACACUGAGCAAAAACAGAACAUAAACACACACAAUUAACUAUCUUAUUUUGUUGCCAGAUACUGUAACUUUCCCCUAAAUUUAGCAGAUCCGCUAAAUUUAGAGGGAUACAAAGCCAGUUUUCAGCUAGGGUUUCGAUACUUUUAAUUUUCACGACAAGAUGAUGAUAUCGAGGGGGCUGUUUGGGUGGUCCCCACCGCAUAUACAGCCCCUUACGCCGGUGUCGGAGGUGUCUGAGCCUCCGGAGUCGCCGUCUCCAUACCUGGACCCCGGUGCGGAGGCGGCGGCCGCGGCGGCUGCUGCUGCUCAGGCGGAGGAAGCGGAGGAGAUGGAGGACGCAGAAGAGAUGGAGCCGCCGCCGGCAGCCGUGCCAUUCUCGAAGUUGUUCGCGUGCGCAGACCGGCUCGACUGGGGGCUCAUGAUCGUUGGCUCUCUUGCAGCAGCGGCUCACGGAACGGCUCUUGUUGUGUACUUGCAUUACUUCGCUAAAGUUAUUGAGGUGUUGAGGAUCGCAAAUACUCAGGAUCAGUACCACAGGUUUAGAGAGCUUGCUUUGACCAUUGUUUAUAUAGCUGUGGGUGUCUUUGUUGCUGGUUGGAUUGAGGUUUCAUGCUGGAUUUUAACUGGAGAACGGCAGACUGCUGUCAUCAGGUCAAAAUAUGUUCAAGUAUUACUUAACCAGGACAUGAGUUUUUUUGAUACUUAUGGUAAUAAUGGGGAUAUUGUGAGCCAAGUGUUGAGUGAUGUGCUGCUCAUUCAGUCUGCUCUUAGUGAAAAAGUUGGAAAUUAUAUUCAUAACAUGGCAACAUUUUUCAGUGGUCUCGUUAUUGGAUUUGUCAACUGUUGGCAGAUUGCUCUUAUAACAUUAGGCACUGGUCCAUUUAUUGUUGCUGCGGGAGGGAUAUCAAAUAUAUUUCUUCAUAGGCUUGCUGAGAAUAUUCAAGAUGCAUAUGCUGAAGCAGCUAGCAUUGCUGAACAGGCAGUCUCUUACAUUAGGACCUUAUAUGCCUUUACGAAUGAAACUUUGGCCAAGUAUUCUUAUGCAACCUCAUUACAAGCUACUUUGAGAUAUGGUAUACUGAUUAGUCUGGUGCAAGGACUUGGACUUGGAUUUACAUAUGGUCUUGCUAUAUGUUCUUGUGCCUUACAACUUUGGGUUGGAAGAUUCCUAGUUACACAUAACAAAGCUCAUGGUGGUGAAAUUAUAACAGCUUUAUUUGCUGUAAUUUUAAGUGGCCUUGGGCUGAAUCAAGCAGCAACAAACUUCUAUUCAUUUGACCAAGGGCGGAUUGCUGCUUAUAGACUUUUUGAGAUGAUAAGCAGAUCAUCCUCAACUGCUAAUCAGGAUGGAAACAGCCUACCAUCAGUGCAUGGAAAUAUAGAGUUUAGGAAUGUAUAUUUCAGCUACCUAUCUCGUCCUGAGAUUCCUAUCUUGAGUGGAUUUUACCUCACUGUACCUGCUAAAAAAGCAGUAGCACUUGUUGGCAGAAAUGGAUCUGGGAAAAGCAGUAUUAUCCCACUCAUGGAGCGGUUUUAUGAUCCUACAUUAGGAGAGGUUCUUUUGGAUGGGGAAAAUAUAAAGAACUUAAAACUGGAAUGGCUGAGAAGCCAAAUAGGACUUGUCACCCAGGAACCUGCUUUGCUGAGUUUGAGUAUCAGAGAUAAUAUUGCUUAUGGGCGAGAGGCUACUUCGGAUCAGAUAGAAGAGGCGGCUAAAAUAGCACAUGCACAUACAUUUAUCAGCUCACUUGAGAGGGGAUAUGAGACACAGGUGGGUAGGGCUGGUUUAGCCUUGACAGAAGAGCAAAAGAUAAAGCUUUCUAUAGCUAGAGCAGUGCUUUUAAACCCAUCAAUUCUUUUGCUUGAUGAGGUCACUGGUGGGCUUGAUUUUGAAGCCGAAAGAGCUGUUCAGGAGGCUCUGGAUCUGCUUAUGUUGGGACGUUCAACCAUAAUAAUUGCUCGACGGCUUAGUCUUAUAAGGAAUGCUGAUUACAUAGCUGUGAUGGAAGAGGGUCAACUUGUUGAAAUGGGUACACAUGAUGAACUAUUAACCCUGGAUGGCCUGUACGCAGAGCUUCUCAAAUGUGAAGAAGCUGCAAAACUUCCUAGGAGGAUGCCGGUUAGAAACUACAAGGAGACUGCGGCUUUCCAAAUUGAAAAGGAUUCUUCUGCAAGUCACAGCUUCCAAGAACCAUCAUCCCCUAAAAUGCAGAAAUCACCUUCUCUUCAGAGAGUUGGCAUGUUUAGGCCCACAGAUGGUGCCUUUGAUUCACUAGAAUCCCCUACAGUGCAUAGCCCGCCAGCAGAGAAAAUGAUGGAAAAUGGUCUGCCAUUGGAUGCGUCUGAUAAGGAACCAUCAAUCCGAAGGCAGGAUAGUUUUGAAAUGAGACUACCAGAAUUACCUAAGAUUGAUGUACAGUCUGCAAACCGACAAAUAUCAAACGGUUCAGACCCGGAAUCCCCUAUAUCACCUCUUUUGACAUCUGAUCCUAAAAAUGAACGUUCCCAUUCACAGACAUUUAGUCGACCCCAUAGUCACUCUGAUGACAUUCCAAUGAAGAUUAGAGAAUCAAAAGAUACACAACAUCGGAAAGCACCAUCGUUUUGGAGACUGGCACAGCUUAGUUUUGCUGAGUGGCUCUACGCUGUUUUAGGAAGCAUUGGUGCUGCCAUUUUUGGUUCUUUCAAUCCUCUUCUUGCUUACGUUAUUGCAUUGAUAGUGACAACAUACUAUAGACAUGAUGAUCAUCAUCACCUACGACAGGAAGUAGACAAAUGGUGCUUGAUAAUUGCCUGCAUGGGUAUAGUGACAGUUGUUGCCAACUUUUUGCAGCACUUUUACUUUGGUAUUAUGGGGGAAAAAAUGACUGAACGAGUUAGGAGAAUGAUGUUCUCAGCAAUGCUGAGGAAUGAAGUUGGAUGGUUUGAUGAAGAGGAUAAUAGUGCUGACACAUUGUCCAUGCGCUUGGCAAAUGAUGCUACAUUUGUCCGAGCUGCUUUUAGCAACCGCCUUUCCAUAUUUAUACAGGAUAGUGCUGCCGUUAUUGUGGCUGUACUUAUUGGGAUGUUGCUACAGUGGCGAUUGGCACUUGUAGCAUUAGCAACCUUGCCAAUACUCACUGUGUCUGCCAUUGCCCAGAAAUUGUGGCUUGCUGGAUUUUCAAGGGGCAUCCAGGAGAUGCAUAGGAAGGCAUCUCUAGUCCUUGAGGAUGCAGUUAGAAAUAUUUACACUGUAGUAGCAUUUUGUGCUGGUAACAAGGUAAUGGAGCUCUAUAGAUUGCAGCUGAAGACAAUAUUCAAACAGAGUUUCUUUCAUGGAAUGGCCAUUGGGUUUGCAUUUGGCUUUUCACAGUUUCUUCUUUUUGCCUGUAAUGCUCUUCUCCUUUGGUAUACUGCUAUUUCUGUUAGAGAUGGCUAUAUGGAUUUGCCUACAGCUCUCAAGGAGUACAUGGUUUUCUCUUUCGCGACGUUUGCACUUGUGGAACCAUUUGGAUUGGCUCCAUAUAUACUUAAGCGGCGUAAAUCUCUCAUUUCAGUUUUUGAAAUCAUAGAUCGAGUGCCUAAGAUUGAUCCAGAUGAUAACUCAGCAUUGAAGCCCCCUAAUGUUUAUGGAAGCAUUGAGUUGAAAAAUGUUGAUUUCUGUUAUCCAAGUCACCCAGAAGUGUUGGUAUUGAGCAAUUUCAGUCUCAAAGUCAAUGGGGGACAAACCAUAGCCGUGGUUGGAGUUUCAGGGUCUGGAAAAAGCACUAUAAUAUCUUUGAUUGAGAGAUUUUAUGAUCCAGUUGCUGGUCAGGUUCUACUAGAUGGGCGAGAUCUUAAACUUUAUAACUUGAGAUGGUUGAGAAACCAUUUAGGUCUUGUUCAGCAGGAGCCCAUUAUCUUCUCAACGACAAUCAGGGAGAAUAUUAUAUAUGCAAGGCAUAAUGCUAGUGAAGCUGAGAUGAAAGAGGCUGCAAGAAUAGCUAAUGCUCACCAUUUCAUCAGCAGCUUGCCUCAUGGUUAUGACACACAUGUAGGGAUGAGGGGUGUGGACUUGACCCCUGGACAAAAACAGAGAAUUGCUAUCGCCCGAGUGGUGCUGAAGAAUGCACCCAUCUUGUUACUGGAUGAAGCUAGUUCAUCCAUUGAGUCUGAGUCAAGUCGAGUAGUGCAGGAGGCUCUUGAUACACUGAUAAUGGGAAACAAAACAACCAUACUGAUAGCUCAUAGAGCUGCAAUGAUGAGGCAUGUUGACAACAUAGUAGUUCUUAAUGGAGGGCGAAUCGUGGAGGAAGGGACCCAUGAUACUUUGGUAGCGAAAAAUGGUUUGUAUGUCCGUUUGAUGCAACCUCACUUUGGGAAGGGUUUACGGCAACAUCGAUUGAUAUAGGUGUAUCUGUGAUUGAUUGCAACUUAAAGUGGUUGAUCUGUAUAGUUCUCAUUCUGCUCAUUUUGAAAUGCUGCAAAUGUCAACACCAGCUAGAUUAUCUCGAAUAUCUGCUGCUGGUUGGAGAUUCCACGAUGAGCUAGGGCAAUAUAGAAGGAUGAAGGACGAGGCCUGUAACAAUAUAGCGGGAUUGGCGGAAAAUGGUGGCAGGGCUAGUUAAAUUGUUUAAAUAUAGGGCUUAGAAGUAGGAAGUUUGCAAUUUGGUUGGGGUUAGAUGCAUAUUCUUUAUGGAGGCAAGCAUUGUUAGGUUGGAGUUGAGAGCUGCCUCCAUGGUAUAUUAAUUUGUUUAUUAAUCAGAAGAUGGAAGUUAAUUCUAGUCCUACUGAGGUGUGUUUCUUGGGCUUUUGUAUUAGUUUUUCAUGUUUCUAUCCCAGUAUUUUUAAGAGCAAAAUUUUGUAACUCUGUUGAACGUGUGUUUCUGUAAAAAAAUUUACAUUUGUGAAAUCUGAUGCAAGUUUAGAAGAGGAAAGAACUCGAGGAUUGUUGUAAUCUUUGUAAAUAAAUAUUGUGAUAGAUUUCAAUUUCAGCAUCAUUGUAGCCUAUCA
This is a messenger RNA of Pistacia vera, 5132 nucleotides long. RefSeq names its product ABC transporter B family member 20. Gene Ontology annotation, cellular component: membrane. Bases 322 to 4530 code for a protein of 1402 amino acids. Lineage: Eukaryota; Viridiplantae; Streptophyta; Magnoliopsida; Sapindales; Anacardiaceae. The record is from RefSeq and is a predicted model, not a curated record. Gene Ontology annotation, molecular function: ABC-type transporter activity; ATP hydrolysis activity; ATP binding. Gene Ontology annotation, biological process: transmembrane transport. The transcript is spliced from 11 exons.